Molecule: messenger RNA, 2146 nt
Organism: Daucus carota subsp. sativus
Lineage: Eukaryota; Viridiplantae; Streptophyta; Magnoliopsida; Apiales; Apiaceae
Product: ERAD-associated E3 ubiquitin-protein ligase HRD1B
Exons: 8
Coding region: 268-1896 (542 amino acids)
Source: RefSeq, a predicted model, not a curated record
GAAAAAUUGGAGAAAAGAGUUUAUACACGUGUCAGAAAUAUAUUGGAUUGAAUUCCCACCGGUGACGAGUCACACACACCCGUCUUCAACCCCUUCCCCUCUAGCGAUACGAUACAUACACCGAUCAAUUUUGAAUCAAAAAUCACAAAUCAAUUUCCCCUAAUUAAUUACUUGAAUGCCUCAAUUUUAAUUCCAGAGCUUCUCGGAGCGAAUCCGAGUCAUCCAGACGGAUUAAAUCUACCAGUGUUGUAGUUGGAUAGGUCAAAGAUGAUGAGGUUACAGACGUACGCAGGGGUUAGCUUGAUUGCUACCCUGGCGGUUGUUUAUCAUGCUUUUAGUAGUCGGCAGCAGUUUUACCCGGCAAUGGUUUAUUUAUCAACUUCUAAGGUCAGUUUGGUGCUUCUACUAAAUAUGGGCCUGGUUGUGAUGUGCAUAUUGUGGCAACUGACUAAGAAGAUUUUCCUGGGGUCGCUCCGUGAAGCGGAGGUUGAAAGGCUUAAUGAGCAGUCGUGGCGGGAAGUGAUGGAGAUACUCUUUGCUAUUACUAUUUUCAGACAGGACUUUUCGGUUACUUUUCUUUCUAUGGUCACGGCUCUUUUGUUGAUAAAGGCUUUGCAUUGGUUGGCUCAGAAGAGAGUUGAAUAUAUUGAAACGACACCGUCAGUUCCCAUGUUGUCUCAUAUUCGAAUAGUCUCGUUCAUGGGAUUCCUUUUUCUACUUGACAGUCUCUUUUUGUAUAAUUCAGUGAAGUAUCUAAUAGAGACCCGCCAGGCAUCAGUUUCUCUCUUUUUUGCCUUUGAGUACAUGAUAUUGGCAACAUCAACGGUAUCAAUAUUUGUAAAAUAUAUAUUCUAUGUCAGCGACAUGCUUAUGGAAGGACAGUGGGAAAAAAAGGCCGUCUAUACAUUUUAUUUGGAACUGAUUCGGGACUUACUGCACUUGUCUAUGUACUUGUGUUUCUUCCUUGUGAUUUUCAUGAACUAUGGUGUGCCUCUUCAUUUGAUUCGGGAGCUUUAUGAAACUUUCCGUAACUUCAAAAUCCGUGUUGCUGAUUACAUUCGUUACCGGAAGAUCACUUCCAACAUGAAUGACCGUUUUCCAGAUGCUACACCAGAAGAGAUCGACUCUAGCGAUGCAACCUGCAUUAUCUGUCGUGAGGAGAUGACAACAGCCAAGAAGUUAAUCUGUGGUCAUCUUUUCCAUGUUCACUGCCUCCGGUCAUGGUUAGAGAGGCAACACACUUGUCCUACUUGCAGAGCCCUUGUUGUACCAUCUGAAAAUGGGGCAAGUCCAGCUGGUUCCCAUGCUAAUGUUCACCAACACGGAACAAACAUGUCAAAUUCGCCUUCUCAGGGCUCAACUGGUGAUGGUGCUCCAAAUGCUAAUAUUAGCCCACAACAGGCCAGACUACGGGCUGCUGCUGCCGCUGCUGCGAUAUAUGAAAAGUCUUUUGUAUACCCAUCUCCGAGUACGCUAGUCUGGUCUCCUGGGUACGCUUUACCCGUGCAAACAGACCGAACUGUGGCUGGCUCUAGCACUGGGAAUUCCAAUGGAGAAACAAUUUCUGGACACAAUACACUGAAACCUCAGUUUGCAACCGUUGGUGGACCUGCAGAUUUCUCUUUUCAGAAGCCCACCAUCAGUUCCUAUCAGGCUUCUGAUAUUGAUGUGAAGUUUGAACAGUAUUUUGGUAGCAAUAUAUCGGACUCUCAACUGGAAGGGCAAAGAAAACUAAUUCAAAGGCAAAUUGAGGUUUUGCAAGAACAACUUCAACUUCUACAAAAGCCAAAUGCCGAGAAAAGCACAGAAAUGGAUCAAACAACUGCUGCUGAUAAAAAGGGAAAGGGGCUUGCAUCAUCGUCGUCUUCCUCAUCUGAUUCAGAUAGGGAAGACUGAGAACCUGUGUAGAUGCCCUGCACAAUUUGCAGUAGUAUUUGGUGGACUGUGAUACCUUAAUAUAGAGAGAAAACAGGGAAUUGUUUACUUUCUUUGAGGUAUCCAUUUCAAAGAGGAGUUAAUAUAUGAUACUUGUUGUAGCUCAGUUAAGUUUUUAGUGUACUUGUGUGAAUUUUGCGCAUGAAGAUCCUUGGAUAAAUAUAUCAUGUAAAAUGUUCUUGUGUAGUGCAAAUACCAUAAUUUCUGUUUA